AUGUCCGACGAUAUUAUUUGGCAAGUUAUUAACAAUCAGUUCUGUUCAUACAAAAUUAAGACUGAUAAUGGACAGAUGUUCUGUAGAAACGAGUACAAUGUCACUGGUCUUUGUAGCAGACAAUCGUGUCCGCUGGCCAACGCCAAGUAUGCAACAAUCAAGAACGUGAAUGGAAGGUUGUAUCUAUAUAUGAAGACUCCAGAGAGAGCACACACUCCAGCCAAACUUUGGGAGAGGAUAAAACUUUCAAAGAAUUAUGCUAAAGCUUUGAAACAGAUCGACGACCAUUUAUUGCAUUGGAGCAAGUUCUUGAUCCACAAAAAUAAGCAAAGACUAACAAAACUGACUCAAGUCAUGAUAACUGAGAGACGUAUGGCAUUGAGGGAAGAAGAAAGACAUUAUGUUGGUGUGGCACCAAAGGUUAAGAGAAGAGAAGAAAACAGAGAAAGAAAAGCAUUAGUGGCUGCAAAGAUAGAGAAGGCCAUCGAGAAGGAAUUGUUAGAUAGAUUGAAGAGUGGUGCCUAUGGUGAUAAGCCAUUGAACGUUGAUGAAAAAAUUUGGAAGAAGGUUAUGGGUAAAAUGGAGGAAGAUACAAUUGAAGAAGAAAUGUACGAGGAUGAAGAAGAAGAAAGUGACUACGGUGAGGUUGAGUAUGUGGAAGACGAUGGUGAAGACGAUAUGGUUGACGUUGAAGAUUUGCAAAACUGGUUGGCUGAUUCUGGUGCAUCAGGUUCUGACUCUGAUAGUGACGAAGAUAGCGAUGAAGAUAGCGAUGACGAAGAAAAAUCUAAUAAGAAGAAGGCCGUAUCCAAGAAGAAACGUCCAAGAAUUGAAAUUGAAUUUGAAGAAGAACAAACUCAGCUUGCUGAGCAAGAAGUUGCAAAAUAG
Molecule: messenger RNA, 888 nt
Organism: Tetrapisispora phaffii CBS 4417
Lineage: Eukaryota; Fungi; Ascomycota; Saccharomycetes; Saccharomycetales; Saccharomycetaceae
Gene: MAK16
Product: ribosome biosynthesis protein MAK16
Exons: 1
Coding region: 1-888 (295 amino acids)
Biological process (GO): maturation of LSU-rRNA; maturation of 5.8S rRNA
Cellular component (GO): nucleolus; preribosome, large subunit precursor
Source: RefSeq, a predicted model, not a curated record